CUAUUCUGUUGCUUAUAUAAAAAGUUUAUUAUUUAAGAUACUGUAAAGUUCAUUUAAUUUUGAAAAGCUUAUCAGAAAUAGCUUUGCAGAAAAGUGCUUUCUGCGCUUGUCUGAUGUUGCCAUAUCAAACGCCGGACCGUUCGAAAGAAGAUCAAAUAUUAACUGCAGCGAAUGCUUGGAUUUCUGUAGAAGUAGCUACAGUGCUGUAGGGAGAAGUAAAUGCUUAGCCGUCGUCUACAGCGCAGACCACAGCUACUGUGAUUUGUACGCUGUCACAGGCACUCGGUCACCACAAUGUUUGGUCCCGUGUAAAAGAAAACGAAUCUGUUCUCCCAAACUCGUCUACGCUCCUCGUCACAUUUUGCUAGGAAACGCCAGAAUGGUCGCUUCUGAUUCUACACUGUCUGAUUGCAUCCAGCGCUGCUUGAAGACCACUGACUUCCCCUAUUGCCACCAUUUUAGGACGAGGAACAAACCUGCAUUCUCAACUCAGAAACAAGCGACACGGAGUCACAGCUUUUCGUUUCGCAAGGUCACGGAAGCAAUAUAUACUUCCAAAUUGACUGUAGAAGAGUUAACAGGAUCUUUCCUACAUAUACCGGAGGCAAGUAAGUGCAGUCAUGUUAGUGCAUUGCUCGACGACCCUAUGAUGGGAGAAUGGGCAACUUGGAGCACUUGCUCGUCUGAUACGCAGCUGCAACACAGAUAUAAGAGCUGUGGUAAUUCGGACAUUCGAAAAUGUGCCGCGGAAAGCAAGUCUUGCCGAAGCACGUACAUCAGAAAUAAUUUUUAAAC
Messenger RNA from Soboliphyme baturini, 795 nucleotides. The record is from the annotation of a GenBank genome assembly. NCBI's taxonomy places the organism in Eukaryota, Metazoa, Nematoda, Enoplea, Dioctophymatida, Soboliphymatidae.